GUUAAUGCGAACAUUUGACUGCUUGCCCAGUGAUCAGCCCGGGGCGUGGUUCUCUUCCUCAACUGAGUUGGGAGGGCUUUUCCUCCAUUAGGUUAGCCCGACACAGCGUAAGCAAAGCGAGCAGAGUCCAUAGACAGCCGCAGCGGGUUUGGGCUUGGGGCUCCUUGUAACUGACUACGUUAGGAGGUGACUAGCCUUGGGCCUCUUCCUAUGGGUGGCCUUCAGUGGGCUAGGUCAGCGGGAACACAGGCGUGCUCUCACAGUCCAGAGCUCCUCCGUAAUCCAGCGCCGCCGCUCGUUCGCCGGCCGCUUAUAGUUGACUGAUUGACUCGAUCGGUAAAAUAUGAAGCGGUCUACUAUCCUUGGAGGGCGAGCCCUCAUCAAUUUCCCACGGGAAAACUUAAAACAUAUUAAUUUGUAUCCGU
This is a messenger RNA of Amoebophrya sp. A25, 425 nucleotides long. NCBI's taxonomy places the organism in Eukaryota, Dinophyceae, Syndiniales, Amoebophryaceae. The record is from the annotation of a GenBank genome assembly.